Molecule: messenger RNA, 555 nt
Organism: Ceutorhynchus assimilis (cabbage seed weevil)
Lineage: Eukaryota; Metazoa; Arthropoda; Insecta; Coleoptera; Curculionidae
Source: the annotation of a GenBank genome assembly
AUGAGUAAGGAUGAGAUUAUCUCCUUAUUGAAGAAGAAAAUUGAGGACUUAGAAAGCACACAGAAGAAUCCUAACCAAAUGGGUAUGUCUUACAGUAAUGCAUUGACCAGCUCGGUCAAGCAAAGUCAGAGUAAACUAACCAACUAUAACUAUAACUUACCCAGCCUGAUAAUUAAGCCCAUGCAAAACCAAACUAUAAAAAAAAUAGAGUCUGAUCUGAAACUGAAUAUUAAACCAUUUGAAUUGAAAAUUGCAAUUGGAGGUACUCGCAGCACUUCAAAUGGUAAUAUAAUUGUUAAGUGCCAAAAUAAACAAGACCUAAAGGCAUUAAAAAGAGAGGCUGACAUGAAAUUAAGUGGUUAUGAAAUACAAAUUCCAGAACUGAAAAAGCCUAGAAUAAAAAUAACAGGAUAUGAUGGUACCUUGGGCAAGCAAGACUUGGUCAAGUGCAUCAGAGAACAAAAUAAAUUUAUUAACAUGAAUGAUGAACUCAAGAUUACAUUCGUUAAAAAGAUAAGAGACCGGUUCACUGUGCUCUCCUUCUCUAUUUCAUAG